Molecule: messenger RNA, 1607 nt
Organism: Alosa alosa (allis shad)
Lineage: Eukaryota; Metazoa; Chordata; Actinopteri; Clupeiformes; Clupeidae
Product: homeobox protein Hox-C9a-like
Exons: 2
Coding region: 233-1018 (261 amino acids)
Biological process (GO): DNA-templated transcription; anterior/posterior pattern specification; regulation of transcription by RNA polymerase II
Cellular component (GO): nucleus
Molecular function (GO): DNA-binding transcription factor activity, RNA polymerase II-specific; RNA polymerase II cis-regulatory region sequence-specific DNA binding
Source: RefSeq, a predicted model, not a curated record
AGCAUUUUAAGAUCUGAAGUACAUCACUGUCCCAAGGAUUGCGUGCGCAUUAAUCGACUGUAUAAUUUUGGAGUAAAUAUGAUCACGUGUCUUCCACCAGCCAAUAAGAGCUCAAAAGCCCCGGGAGAAAUAAUUACCUGACUUGAUUGUUCUAUGGGCAGAUAAAAAAGUACACAUACACUCCAUAUAAUAAUCUGAUGCAUGUAAAAGAGGAGAGAGGCAUCACAUCGUCAUGUCGACCACGGGUCCUAUAAGCAAUUAUUAUGUGGAUUCGUUGAUAAACCACGAGAGCGAGGAGGUAUUAGCGUCGCGUUUCUCCGCGCCGGAGCUGCUCCCUGCCGGUUCACGACCAUCUCCGCUUGUCCCGGAGUGCUCGGAUUUUCCUUCUUGCAGCUUUGCGCCCAAACCUCCAGUCUUUACCACGUCUUGGGGCCCAGUGCACUCACAGUCCUCCGUGGUGUACCAUCCCUACACCCACCAGCCACACAUAGGCACAGACUCGAGGUAUGUGCGGUCGUGGUUGGAGCCCAUCUCUGGAACAGUCUCUUUCCCAGGCUACCCAGCUAACAGCAGACACUACGGACUGAAGCCCGACGGUAUCCCCGAACGCAGACCCGGGGAAUGCAUCGCCGCCAACGGACGCGGCUAUCCGGAUUACUAUUAUGGUUCUUCACCUGAUCUCCGGGAUAAGGCACAACAUAUCAUCCCUUCGCCCGAAGCGGAUGCAUUAGUUUCCGGCAAGCUCAAGGAAGACAAGCCAGAGUUAGAUCCAAAUAAUCCAGUGGCGAAUUGGAUCCAUGCGCGCUCCACCAGGAAGAAACGGUGUCCUUAUACCAAAUAUCAAACACUUGAACUCGAGAAAGAGUUUUUGUUCAAUAUGUACCUUACAAGGGACCGUCGAUACGAGGUCGCUCGUGUCCUAAAUCUCACCGAGCGACAGGUCAAAAUUUGGUUCCAGAAUCGACGGAUGAAGAUGAAGAAAAUGAAUAAGGAGAAGACCGAGAGUAAUGAGCAGUAGCGCAAAAUGACACAGAAGAUCACAUAAGCCUGCGUCAACAUUGAAAUAAUUAAAAUGGACAAAUAAUGACUGAAACUUUGGACUUAAUUUUCAAAAACAAUUCAGUCACUCUUCUCAUGAUUUCUACAUGUGUUGCACUUCAAGCUAUCUCACUGCUCAAGAUCUGUGGAUGACUUCUGAGCGGCUUACUUUGGCUGUUUUUGUUUGUUUUGUUAUAUGUGACAUACAGCUUGUUUGGUCACAUACUUUUUUAUUUUUGUAUACCAUGCGUCCAUGAAACGCGACUUAAGACAUUGUACAUUAAAAACAAAAACAUGGGAUAGAGUUAAGACGAGGAAUUAUACUCAGUAGUGUUUGUGUGUUCACGUGUAAUUUAAUACCUGUGUAUUUUUCUAGGUGUUGCAUCUUAUGUGUACACUAUGAGUAGAAAGUUUUGUACAAGAAAAGACAACCACAAUUACAAGGGGAUUGUUUGUGUUCUCGUCACUGUGGAUAUGUUGCAACUGCCGGAUGCGUUAUUUCCUCUUGAUUCUGAAAGUUUAUGUUAUAUUGUAGAUUGUGAUUAUAUUAAAAUAUAUCUGACAUCUCA